UGAGAAAAGUUGGCUUAAUGCAAAAGUCACCUCCAUUUUCUGCUGAUAGGUCCGGGGUCUAGGUCACAUUUUUUGGUUUGUGGUUGAUCCCUCAAGGAGGAGUUCAAAUCCGUACAGAGACAAAAUGUUAAGUAUUUUUUUCUAUUUGCUUUAAGUUUUCAUAGAAAACGAACUUUAGCUACUAUAUGGAAUCUGUGUCUCUUGUGUUCUCCAGGAAAUAGUGGCUCGGCUCACUGUUGUUCAACCGCUUCUCUAGGAGUUGUGUUGCUAAAUGAUUCAUGCUGCAACCAUCUCUGAAUUUUAGAAUACAUUCAUACCUUCUCUGGAUACAUAUAUCUAGGUAGAAGGAACGAUAUGAAAAAACCUUGUGGAUAAGGGUUUGAAAAAGGUGAAUUUGAGGUAGAUUAAAACCAGUUAUUCAAUACUCGUGCUGGUGGAAAUAGUAGGUACUUGGUGAAAUAGAUGAACAUGACAUUGAUCGUUAUGAAACAACAACAACAACAACAUACUCCAUACAAUUCUACUAGUGGGGUCUGGUGAUGGAUAGCUGUUUUUCAAAAAAAUUAUAAUUGAGGAAGCUUAUGAGUUAUGCUAAGUAUGUUUAUGUGCUUACUUGUCUUGUCCUUUAGUCAUGAAUUUCUUACAACAAUUGGCAUUAUUCUAGCAACUUCCUGAUUAGAAAGAAUUGUUAAAUUGGUAGAGAAUCAAUUUUCAUGUGGCCAACUAGCCAAAGCAAUUAACACUAACAAGCCAUUACUCAUGAAUUAAUCAUCUAUAAACCAUUAACUUUUUUUCCUUUCAAAUUCAAGAAAUACAAAUGUCUUUAGCUACCAUUUUCUUGUUCUUUCUCUUCUUUUCUGCUGUUGUUUCAUCCAAUGAGAAGACAUCAGCCUAUGAAGAGCUUCAACAGUAUGACUUCCCAAUUGGCAUUCUUCCUACAGGGGUGAUAGACUAUGAGUUGAACUCGAAAACAGGUGAGUUCUCGGCGUAUCUCAAUGGCUCAUGUAAGUUCAUGUUGAGUUCAUAUGAACUAUCUUAUAAACCUGUGAUAAAAGGCGUUAUAUCAAAAGGAAGGCUAAUGAAAUUGACUGGUGUUACUGUUAAAGUUGUAUUUCUAUGGGUUAACAUUGUUGAGGUUAGGAGAAAAGAUGACAAUCUCCAAUUCUCUGUUGGAUUUACUUCUGCAAAUUUUCCUAUUAAGAGCUUUGACAAAUGCCCUAGUUGUGAAUGUGGAUUGCAUUGUGUUAACGAGGGUGAUGGCGAGUUAAGGCAAAAGCUCCUCGUGUCUUCCUCGUAGACUACUCUACCAGUGGCGUACACAUAAUUUUAUGCAUAUAGUACUGUGUGUUGUUCUAUUCAAAAUUGAUGUUGCUUUGAGAAAUAUCCUCGUUGUAAAUGUGGAUUGUAUUGUGUUUUCGUUGGGCAAAAUCUUCUUGUGUCUUCCUUGUAGAGUUUAAUAGUGGCGUAUAUAGUAUUUUGUGCAAGCAGUAUCAUUUAAUGUUACAACUCCUCUAGUCACGGAGUUUAGUUCUGGGGCUAUUAGGCUCCAAAAACAAAAUAUAUUCGUGUUGAAAAAUUUCACUUUUAAAAGGUAAAACACAGCAUGCCAGAGAGGUUACCCAUCUCCAUUGGCAUAUGCACCAUAUUUCUUUUUAAAUUGUAAGAAUAAGCAAAGCAUUAUAUAAAUGAAAAUGUUUGUAUUUUUUGUUUGAUAGUA
Solanum pennellii is the source of this 1717-nucleotide messenger RNA. RefSeq lists its product as uncharacterized. Bases 818 to 1297 code for a protein of 159 amino acids. The record is from RefSeq and is a predicted model, not a curated record. The transcript has a single exon. NCBI's taxonomy places the organism in Eukaryota, Viridiplantae, Streptophyta, Magnoliopsida, Solanales, Solanaceae.